GCAAUAUUCGUGUAUUUGGGACGCACAUUGUCUCUCUGCGUUCCUUGCGCAUCCUGAUUCGGCGUCUUGGACAAUUCGAAACUCCUGGUCUAUCACCUACACUCACUGGGUUGUAUCUCGAGGAUGGCAUUUCUGAGCUGAUCAGCUUGGGGGCAGUCUUAUCACAAGGGCGUGUGCUUGGCAUCUUCACAAAUGGACACCCCCAUCGCUCAGAGUUGGGCGAUGCAUCUUGCUUCUGAAAAUAGAAACGGUGAUUGUCCAAGCCCUGUCCAGCGCUGUUGUAAGUGACGGGCUUGGUUAGAUUAGUGUAAAAGCUUCCACAGUGAACAGGCUCAGAAGCAGAUUUUGGGGUUGAACGCAAGCCCACGGUUCGGAGCAAACCCCACAUCCAGCAAAGCCCUUCUUUGAGAAUGUCUGAAUUCCAAAGCCGACCAGCGGCCGAUUCCUGGGAUGCACAGGGGCCCCUGAGCCAACUAGACUGGGAACAGUUGAUGCAAUCCCCAAAGGAGAACACCAGCGUGCGCAAGCGCAACCGGCCAACCAGCUUCGACGUCGUGUCAUUACAGUUUCCGGAUGGGGGAAGCCAGUUCUCCUGGCCCGAGCAGUCAUUGAUUGGGGCAGGAGGGGACAAUUUGGGGCAGCUCCUGGAGGGAGGAAUUGAUGCCUCUGGGCAAUUGUUUGGGGGGUACGGCGAGCGGGUUGAAUCGUUUCUGGCAGAAAGUUCGGACAGCGCAGCGGGAAACCCUAAAGCACUCACGUCCACAUCGGAGAGCUCAGGACCGUUCACGGGGUUUGGGUCCUUCGGCGAUGCGGCUAAUUCUGCGCGCCAGACUUUGGACCCCCUUCCCCCAACGUCCGCGCCAGCUGUCGUGCCAUUCAGCCGCCAGGUGUCGGACCCCCUGCCCAAGCCCUCACCAGCUGCCGCACAGCUGGCGCCGUCCCGCUCACAAAAAGUGAUCUCCAAGUCAAUGACCACAGAGGAGAUUCACAAGGCGUACGCUCAGAGCUGGGGGGGCGCCCUCAAGGCCGGUCCCACCGGGGGGACAACCAUACAGAGACAGCCCUUGCAGGAGAAGCCCCCCGAAAAGUUGAAGCGCGAAGGGAGCAAGUCUGAGAGGUCAGCGAACGCCGCCAAGGCGCAAGCAGCGAGUAUCAUACGAGAUCUGUUCCGGCGGCCGGGGGCGAAACGGCAGGCGGUGCCCCUUGAAGGGGGGCAGAUUGGGGUCUUGGAACGGGGGUUCAGCCAGCUGUCGGCACAGCCAGUUCACCCCCCCGCUCGAAAGUCUCCCCCUUUUGGCGCCACCCCUGUUACAUCUGGGUCCUCAGGGGAGAACGCUGUGUCCCCUGCAGGCUCGCAGAGCACGUCUUUCCCUCCUCAGGAGCCCCGUCCGGUCUUAAACACGCAAGCUGUGCCGCCCAGGGGAUUGGGUGGAGCGCCAAGUGGCGGCGCGGGAGGGGUUGGAGUUCGGAGAGUGCCGAGGAGCCCGCCAGCCCCCGCGCCUAGUUCCGCAACCGACCUGGCUUCCCUGCAGCAAGAGGCCCAGGCGCUGCUCGCAGCGAUGGGGGGGUCCGCCAGGCAGACAAAGGCCCCCCCUCCUGAGGCUAAACUUCCAUCAAAGCCCGCAACAUCGGCAGGGAAAUCGGGCUCCAAUUUCCAGAACAGGGGGUUCACAGAUGAUUCCCACGAGUGCCCCCUGCUGCGCGCGGUGCAGGUCGCGGGGUGCCAGGUGGCGCUUGCGUGUCCGGUUACGCUCGACGCCGGCCUUUUGGCUUAUGAUGCUUGGCAAAAGAUCUCGGACGGGUGCCCGAACCCGCCGGAGGAGCUGCGGGUUCUGGGGAGGCAGGCGUCGUUGAAUGUGUCGGGGUUGGACGAUCUUGACAGCUUGGACUGGUUGCUGACGUCAGAGACUGGGGAGAAGGGGCUGGGGGACAGCGGGGGUGCUGCAGGUGCUGUGCCAGACUUUGGUGCGGACUCCAGUCUCUGGGGCCAAGGUUUCUCGGACCUGCUCGCGGACGUUGGGAGGAGCGCCCGAGAGCCUCGAGCUGCGGGGCCAAGCACACAGUCAGCCGCUCCGGCGAAGUCAGCCGCAGACCCCGCCAAACCGUCCCCGACCCAUCCGCUGCACCACCUGUGGGCGCAACUAGAGCCGGCGCAAGUUUCCGAGCCGCGGUUCCAGCCGUUCCGGGCGGCGUACCGGGAGGAGGUCCGCCGGUUGCGCGUCUGGGCGGCGACCUUCCUGGGCGAGGCGCUGCUGCCAGCGGUCGCCGAAACGCACUUCGUCUCGUGCAACACGGUGCCUAACUUGGGCGACCGGCACGUGCGGAUGAUGCUCACCAAGGGCAUGCUCUGGAGCGCCUUCGUGACCCACAGCCUGGUCACGGCGAGCCCUGCCGACAUUUACUUUGCGCGGCACGACGGCCCCCAGGCGUACCGCGGGACCAACCCCGCGGGGCUGGACAACAUGACGAGCGGCAUGCAGCGCAAGUGCAAAAACAUGUGCUUCGUAGCGGAAGAUCUCAAGGACGAGUCCACGUACGGCCCCGAGAUCUUCCGCACGUACGGCGCCCUCCACAAAUCGGUCGGCCUCACUCAACCCCCGCCCCCCCCCGGUUACGCGUGCCAGCAGAUCACCUUCCCGGAUUUAACCGACCCCAAACCCGGUCCCGUUAACCUAAACGACCCCCCGGAGGAGCUGAUCGAGUUCGACGAGCCUCAAGUGAUGACCAAGUGUUCGCCGACUGGCGGCAUCUCGCCGUGGGGCAUGUUUUGGUUAAAUAAGAACCGGUUGUUGAGUACCGGGAAGGGGUUGAGGGACGCUGGCGAGCGCGCGCGCGGCGCGCUGCAGGGGCUGUUUGAGCGCACGAUCGAUGCCCACGUGGACAAGUUUGACGUCAUGGCGACGGGGGCGGCGCCGGCGCUGGACAGGUACCUUUCGUAUGCGCGCUUCGAUUGCGGGUUAAUGGUGGGUAUGGGCCUGGCGUUCUGCGCGUUCGGGCAGUCCCUCGCAGACGCCGGGCGCUGGGAGCCGACUGUCGAUGACGUGGAGCAGCUGUUCGAGGAGACUGCGACAGCGAUGGAGCUUGCGGGAAACGUUGUCCGUAUUACGAGUGAUCUGCGGACGUACCAAGCCGAUCUGGUGCAGCUCCGGCCGAACGCGGUCGCGAUCCGCAUGCGCGAGGCGCACUGCAGCCACAAGGAGGCGCUCGACUUCCUCGUCGAGCGCGCGGCGCGCGACAUCGAGGCGCUCGGCGCCGAGAUCAAGGCACACGCAGCUAAGGACCCGUUUGCGCACGCGUGCUGGCGGUUGCCCUUCGAGCUCUGCCGCGUCGGUGUGGCGAUGUUCACGGUGCUUGGUGCGGAGGGCCGGGCUAAGGAGCUGUUCGAACUGGGUUAAGGAGCUCGUUGACCUGGGUAAGGAGCUUCCUAAAAAGGGUUAAGGAGAUGUCUGGAACGCGUUAAGGCGCUAUUUGAAGCGGGUUAGGGAGCUAUUUGAAACGCGUCAAGAAGGAGCUUUUUCGACGGCUUAAGAAGCUCGUGGGGACGAGCUAAGGAGCUUGUUGUCAAUGUUGAAUUGGGUGGUUGAGUUGGCUCGGCUUAUGUGGAGCUUGACUGGAGGACAAAUUCCUGGGUACUGCAUAGGGUGUUUGUAAGAUCCCGUACCUCCUUUACUAUUGAGCGAAACAUUCUUAGAGUGGAUAGGGGGCUGGCGCGAACUCACCGAGCGUGGGUGUGCCAUUUGAAGAGGGAUUUUGGCACCAUAAUGCGUAUGGUGCAAGAUCGGGAAUCGUCUGUUGGAGGUUGACACUUCAUCUUUCAUAAUGUAGAAGUGGAAGGUUUAGGAGUGGGGUUGUAUGAAAUGUGGUUUUUAAAAGUGAAGGAUACGCGAGUCGUAUGUACAAGGGUUACAGCUAGCUUGGCUACGUAUGCGGCAUCGUUUAACGUGUAUGUAGUCAAGUGUCCCGCACAGUUGUCUAGCUUGGCGCAAUGCCAAGAUGGUUCCAUUCUGAUCAACCAACUUUUCUGUAAGUCCAUCACUCAAAGCAUCCAAUUACGCUUUGUGAGACUGGGGUCAAUACAUUUCAUGUUGUGGCCAAUCCAAUCUGGUUGUCAGUAGCAUCCUACAAGCCGCAUGCCAUUGCGGUGACAGGCUUGUUUUGCUAUAGUAGCUAGCUUUUGUAACGCAUGUCUCUAAUUAUGGUCGUUUAAAGGCAGCCUGAGUUAGAGUUAAGGGAUACACGUACUCAUUCAAAGGUAGUAACCGUCGCUUUAAGUAAUUUGCCAGUGCGCCCCCCGCGUAGAUAACAACAGCAAAAAACAUCAAGUUUGUGACAUGUAUCUAGG
Klebsormidium nitens is the source of this 4342-nucleotide messenger RNA. Lineage: Eukaryota; Viridiplantae; Streptophyta; Klebsormidiophyceae; Klebsormidiales; Klebsormidiaceae. The record is from the annotation of a GenBank genome assembly.